Lodderomyces margitis is the source of this 2148-nucleotide messenger RNA. RefSeq names its product Tok1p (gene TOK1). Gene Ontology annotation, molecular function: potassium ion leak channel activity. The coding region runs from base 1 to 2148 and encodes 715 amino acids. Gene Ontology annotation, cellular component: membrane. NCBI's taxonomy places the organism in Eukaryota, Fungi, Ascomycota, Pichiomycetes, Serinales, Debaryomycetaceae. The record is from RefSeq and is a predicted model, not a curated record. The transcript has a single exon. Gene Ontology annotation, biological process: stabilization of membrane potential; potassium ion transmembrane transport.
AUGUUUGAUCGAUCAAAGUCAAGUAGCACCUCGAGCUUUAAAGAUGCUUUCAAACGAGCCUCCACAUCAUUGCGACCUGAGCCUUUGAAUGAUAAACGAGCGAUUGAAAGUAUACAGCAUUACCAAGAUAUCCUUACACCUAUAUUGAUUGACACUUAUCAAGGCUCCCAACUGAAACACAAGCAAGUGGGAGAAGCAAGCAAAAUAGUUGCUCCAAUUGCUAUCAAGCAUGCGUUGGAUAUACCUUUGGAAUCGAUACUCAAUUUAUACGUACGACCUGGGGAGCCCCAUUUUGUAAUGUGGUUCCUAAUAUCUUCGUAUUUCCCUUUGUCGGCUGCUUGUCUUGGCCCAUUAUCGAAUAUGAUUUCGAUCAUUGCUUUAAUUGAACACUGGAGAGUUGAUACAGUAACAGGGUACUACCACCCAGAUCCGAAAAAAGUAGUUAUACUAAACGCAUUGUCAUUGGCUUUGGGACUUAUAGGGAACAUAUCUUUGUUGAUGAACUUCUCGCGGUCUGUCAAGUACUUGAUCACUCAGUGUAUAUCGAUAUUCUCAUGGUUUUGUGCAUGCAUGCUCCUUGUUGCCGGGAUUUUGAUUACCAACUAUGAGGCCUUGGACGAAUUUUCCAACACUCAGCGUUCUGAGGGUUUUUACUUUGCGUGUUUCACAGCGGCUUACUAUUUCCUAUGCAUGCUGAUAUUAUUGAUCAACUUUGCUGGAUAUAGGUUAAACAAAUACCCACCCACAUUCAACUUGGAUCAGAAGCAACGGACAUUAAUGGUUUACACCAUCAUGUUUAGUACUUGGAGUAUUGCUGGUGCGGUGGCAUUGGCACAUUUGAUCAAGGGUAUUUCGUAUGGAUCGGCCUUGUAUUACUGCAUUGUAUCGAUUCUCACUAUUGGAUUGGGCGAUAUAACGCCCAAAUCAUCGGGAGCAAAAGUUGUCGUGUUAAUAUUUUCCUUAGUUGGAGUUCUUAUCAUGGGUUUAAUCGUUGCUACUUUGCGAUCAGUGAUAUUAUCCUCGGCAGCUCCUGCGGUAUUUUGGAACGACACUGAAAUAAAACGAAGGAAGUAUAUUGCCAAGCUGAUACAAAUGAAUAAAGAAAUUACUCCUGAACAAGCAUUUCAUAAAAUAAGACAGAUUCGUAACCAAGUAAAGACGAUCCGGACAAAUAUCGGGUUGUUGAUGACUGUCUUGAUAUUUCUUGCAUUCUGGCUAGUAGGUGGAAUGAUUUUUCAUUUUAUUGAAGGAUGGACUUAUUUCCACUCCAUUUAUUUUUGCUUCCUUUGUUUAUUGACGAUUGGGUACGGUGACUAUGCACCCACAACUAGUCUUGGACGCGUUUUCUUUAUUUCAUGGGCAAUUGCGGCUGUGCCUUUGAUGACCAUCUUGGUUUCAAACGUGGGUGAUGAGCUAUAUGACACUUCAAAUAGAAUAAGUGAGUGGUUCAGUAAGUGGUUGUUUCAACCUGAUAAUGCAUAUGAGGAGAAGAAGGCGAUCAAGAAAGAAAUCAAAGAGGAGCGUAGUGAUGAGGUCACCAUCAACUCGAGUAUCUUGGCCCAGGAGCUAAGGGAUGACAUAGAUUUAUCGUUGCAUGAAUGUGGGGAAGAUGAUGCUGGGACUAGUUGGAAGGAGGAGGAACACCUUGAACGUGAAAUCCUGCAGUUGGAAGGAAGUGAGCUGUCAACCGGUGCAGCUAGUGGUCUGGCAACAAGUAUAAAGUCUUCAGAAUCUCUCAAGCUACGCAAAGUGCAAAAGAAGAUAUCGGAUAGGGCACGAAGGCAUUUAGAGGUGUUGAAGUAUUUGAAACAACUAAAGCCAUUGAUCUCCGAUUGUGUUACCAACCCCGAGAAAAAAUAUACUCUUAAGCAAUGGCACGCCUUUUUCGAAAUUCUCGAGCUUGAAGAGUCACCUGAGGAUAUCAUAGAGGAGAAAAAGUAUGACGGUUUUUGGUUGGGUGACUAUAGUCCACUACGACUUCCAUUGAGGGAACCUAAUUACAUGGUGUUGAAAGUAUACAACAAAAUAGAAGAAACUGUUGCUCAAUUAAUUGAUGAAGAAAUUGAUGAUUUGAAACUAAUGAAUAGUCACGAAGGGGAGACUGAACCGCCUGCUGUAUCCGAGAGGAAAGUGCAAUUUGAGGAGUAA